AUGUGUGCGAGUGAGAAGGGAGAUAUGGAGAGUCCAGGCGAGGAUACGGGACGGGGUGCUCCCCCGCACACCCCUGCGCAACCGAACGGGUCCAAUAAGAUCAUCGGUCGUAACGUGAAUGGGACCAUGGUAGUGACAUCAGCGCCAGCUAACGAAGCCGAACUACAACUGUAUCGAGUGAUGCAACGUGCCAGUCUCUUGGCAUACUACGACACGCUUCUCGAAAUGGGUGGUGAUGAUGUCCAACAGCUGUGCGAUGCUGGUGAAGAGGAAUUCUUAGAAAUAAUGGCACUAGUUGGGAUGGCGUCAAAACCUCUCCACGUGAGACGACUCCAAAAAGCCCUUCAAGAAUGGGUUAACAAUCCAGCCCUUUUUCAGAUACCUAUCGUUCCGAACCUAUGCCCCACCGACAAUCCUUUCAUGCAAUGCAACCAAAGACUCCUAAAUAUACCGCCUUCAAUCCCAAAUUUACCUAGAACUGUUGCGUCACCUGAUAACAAUAGGCCGAUGUAUAGUCCCUCACCAGGUGCUCCAGAGAAUAGUUGCGGAUCCAAUGCCUCGGCACCGAACGCAAGUCCUGUACAUAGUCAUGCUGGAACGUUCACAAAAAUCGUUCUUCCUCCCUCUCCAGCCCCCACCGCACCAGUAACAACAACAGCGAGAUCCUUCUCUCCCCAAAGUGCCUGCCCGCCAGCCUCUUCUGGCUCUAGUCCUAGCUCUGUUACUUCUCCUGUACAGUUAACCCCAGUCCUUUUAGAUAUUCAUGUACAGAAGUUGGCUGCUGCGGCGGAGAAAUUGAGCAAACAUUUGCCACAAUUGGAACCAAAGCCUCAGAAUACGAAAAAGAAAAUGUGUAAAGAGUUGGAGCUGGUGAUGAUGAUGCCGGAAUCAGAUCCAAGGAGGAUGGAGGAAAUAAGGAAGUAUGCGGCGAUUUAUGGGAGGUUUGAUUGCAAACGGAAACCAGAGAAACCGCUUACACUUCAUGAGGUAAUGGUCAACGAGGCCGCAGCUCAGAUAUGCAGAUGUGUCCCUGCGCUGCUCACUCGCCGCGAUGAGCUGUUUCCGCUGGCGAGGCAGUUGGUCAGACGAGCUGGUCUGCACUACUCUAAGCAUGGCCUCCCACCAACCACCGCGACAGAGGAGCGGGACCGCGACGAGGACGAGACGCCCAGUAAACGACCGCGGCAGGAUGGAGAUGACGGUAACGGAGUCAGGGCCAGUCCAGACACAGCCAGAAGCUCGAAUCACAGCUGGUGGGGGAUGAAGACCGAGAGCGACGACGCCGACUCGCGGUGUUCGUACUCCAGCACCAGCACUCCACCACCCGAGGGCGAGGAGGCGCGGCCGCACGUGGUGGCGGCGCGCGGCGACAGCAUCAUCGCCGUGGCCAACCCCGCGCUGCAGCCGCCGCACCCCGCGCGCAACCACUCCAACUGA
Messenger RNA from Vanessa atalanta (red admiral), 1437 nucleotides. RefSeq names its product NGFI-A-binding protein homolog (gene nab). Lineage: Eukaryota; Metazoa; Arthropoda; Insecta; Lepidoptera; Nymphalidae. Gene Ontology annotation, biological process: negative regulation of DNA-templated transcription. The record is from RefSeq and is a predicted model, not a curated record. Gene Ontology annotation, cellular component: nucleus. Bases 1 to 1437 code for a protein of 478 amino acids. Gene Ontology annotation, molecular function: transcription factor binding; transcription coregulator activity. The transcript is spliced from 8 exons.